AUGUACUUGCACCCUAAUGCUGCGAAUGUUCGCAUUUGGACGGUAGAAAGUGGUUCAGCUUCUGCUCAGAACAACUACGAUGUUUUGGUGGUCCUCUCAACCGCACUUCACCAGGAGGACCACUUGCGACUGACCAUGGAGCAACGUGAGAAGGACAAGCCCCUGUACCUGGUUCGAGCUGAGAAUGAAUGGGAUCUCGUGCUUGGGAAGCCUUCAGGACCCUGCAAAACCUGUGAAUGGGAGCGAAUGAGAGCUCGCAGCCUGGAGUUGCAGAAGCAACACAAGAUGGUAGAGAAUUCAGAGGACCGCUGCCUUCCAGAAGUUAACAAGCUCUUGAAGUUGGAAGAGAUUGCAGAAGUUUUAAACAAAGCAUAUCCUGAAUUGCGUAAAAAGGCUUUCAGUCAGUUUUUGGUGAAUAUAACAAGGGAACUUAGAGUUUCUAAAACACCCAGUAGCGACACAUCACCCCUGGUAUGUAACGCCUUAAGAAUCAAAAAGACAUGCCAGGAAGACCUGGAUCAAAUGUCUGAGGUGUUCCAGCCCAGAGAUGUCACCGACCAUCCAUCAAAGGUGCUGUCCGUCCUUACUGCCCUAGAGCACUUCCGGCUGGAUGUGGGUUUACUCGGGCAGACGGGCUGUAGCAGCUCCAGCCUGUUCAACUCCCUCCUGGGUCUGCUGAACGGGGAUAAUGGCAUUGCUUCCACUGGGGUCACUGAGACCACCCAGGAGCCAGUGGCACAACCUUACCCAGAAUGUUCCAAUGUUCUUCUGUGGGAUCUUCCAGGCUGGGGCAGGGUAGGGAACUUGAAGAUACCCCCCGAUGGCUGGAGAUCACACCAAGACCCUGCAUUACCUUCAAAUCUGCCCAUUUGUGACGUCUACAUCCUGUUAUCACCUCUGAGACUCAGUUUAAGAUACAUCCAGCUAUGUCAGCAUCUUUUAUCCCUGGGGAAAGGCUGCUACCUGGUGCUCUCCAAGGCCGACUUGAUUGAGGCGUCAGCUGGAGAGGUGAGGAGAUGGACCGAGGAGGUUCUGGAGCAGCUAGGUCUUAAACAGAAUGUGUUUCUGGUGUCAGCACUCCAUCCAGAGACUAUGGAUUUCCACAAGUUGAGGGAGGUGCUGAACACUGCACUGCCAAAUCAUAAGAAAGCCGCUCUGGCCAGUUAUGUGACAAAGCUACUGGAGCAAGAUGUCUUUUGGAAGAGGGCUGACCCUUGCAAAUUAAUGUGACUUUAUACAUGUAAUCGACUUAAUGCAAAAGACAGACAUGUACAUCUUAGA
Molecule: messenger RNA, 1281 nt
Organism: Electrophorus electricus (electric eel)
Lineage: Eukaryota; Metazoa; Chordata; Actinopteri; Gymnotiformes; Gymnotidae
Cellular component (GO): membrane
Molecular function (GO): GTP binding
Source: RefSeq, a predicted model, not a curated record